Molecule: messenger RNA, 1242 nt
Organism: Knipowitschia caucasica
Lineage: Eukaryota; Metazoa; Chordata; Actinopteri; Gobiiformes; Gobiidae
Source: the annotation of a GenBank genome assembly
AUGAUGGAGGCCAGUUUUGACACAGAGGAGAGCUUCGAUGACCCUUCUUGUCUCGCUUCUCAGCCUCCAGGAUCGGUGUCUCCGGCCAAACGCCACACGGUGAGGGAGGUGAAGGAGACCAGGACCACGACUCAUGUUUAUUCACUGCUGACCUUCAGCUCAGAGCCACAACAACAAACCAGAGAAAAACUAUCUCUGAGUCUGGACUUUAGCUCAGUCCACAUCCCCCUGGUGUCUACACCCACCUCCACCUCCUCCAUCACCUCCACCUCCUCCACCUCCUCCAUCACCUCCAUCACCUUCAUCACCUCUAUCACCUCCAUCACCUCCAUCACCUCCAUCACCUCCAUCAACUCCAUCACCUCCAUCACCUCCAUCACCUCCAUCAACUCCAUCUACACCUCCAUCACCUCCAUCACUCCAUCACCUCCAUCACACUCCACCUCCAUCACUCCACUCACACUCCAUCACCUCCAUCACCUCCAUCAACUCCAUCACCUCCAUCACCUCCACCUCCUCCAUCACCUCCAUCACCUCCAUCACCUCCAUCACCUCCAUCACCUCCAUCACCUCCAUCACCUACAUCAACUCCAUCACCUCCAUCACCUCCACCUCCUCCACCUCCUCCAUCACCUCCAUCACCUCCAUCACCUCCAUCACCUCCUCACCUCCAUCACCUCCAUCACCUCCAUCAGCUCCAUCACCUCCUCCACCUCCAUCACCUCCAUCACCUCCAUCACCUCCAUCAGCUCCAUCACCUCCAUCAGCUCCAUCACCUCCAUCACCUCCAUCUCCUCCAUCUCCUCCAUCUCCUCCAUCACCUCCAUCAACUCCAUCACCUCCAUCUACUCCACCUCCUCCAUCACCUCCUUCUCCUCCACUUCCUCCAUCACCUCCACCUCCUCCAUCACCUCCAUCACCUCCAUCUACUCCACCUCCUCUAUCACCUCCUUCUCCUCCACUUCCUCCAUCACCUCCACCUCCUCCAUCUCCUCCAUCUCCUCCAUCACCUCCAUCACCUCCAUCACCUCCAUCUCCUCCUUCUCCUCCAUCACCUACAUCACUUCCAUCACCUCCAUCACCUUCAUCAUCUCCACCUCCUCCAUCACCUCUUUCACCUUCAUCACCUCCACCUCCUCUAUCACCUACUGUACAUCACCUCCAUCACCUCCACCUCCUCCACCUCCAUCAGCUCCAUCACCUCCACCUCCUCCUUUGUCUCCAACAAACUCUAAACAAUGA